This is a messenger RNA of Metopolophium dirhodum (rose-grain aphid), 3726 nucleotides long. RefSeq names its product cytosolic carboxypeptidase Nna1-like. Gene Ontology annotation, molecular function: metallocarboxypeptidase activity; zinc ion binding. Bases 274 to 2262 code for a protein of 662 amino acids. The record is from RefSeq and is a predicted model, not a curated record. Lineage: Eukaryota; Metazoa; Arthropoda; Insecta; Hemiptera; Aphididae. Gene Ontology annotation, biological process: proteolysis. The transcript has 14 exons.
CGCGCUUUCAAUAGAUUUUGUUCGAGGAAAGAGUUAAACAAAAAUGAAAAAAUAUUACAAAAAUAAAAACAAUAUUGGUACUUUAUUACCAUAUUUUAAGUCUUGUCCAUCGUGACAUUUUUUAACUCUGUUACUGCUUAUACCGAAAACCGAAUUGCAAGCGCAGCGGCAUAAUAUAAUAAUAAUAUUAUCGAUUGGACACAGUCUAUACCGGUGUCACCGUAGUAACCGGACGAAUGUUGGUGAAAGCGCGGUGUGUCGCGAGUUUAAACCAUGGAUGGGGCCAACGCGGACGUUAACAUGGCACAGGUCAGAGACUUGCAAGCGUCGCUAUUCCCGAUUUGUACGAAAGGGUCAUUUUUAAACAAUUUACUGAAUCGUACAUUGAGAAACAGUCAGGUGGACUUAAACGCGGACGGCGACCCGAGGCAGUUAGAUUCCAAAUUACGAGACGUCAAAGAAGUUUUUCCGUUGAUGAAAGAAGUAGAUUGUCCUUACCAAGCUGCAAGAUGGCCAAUGGAGUGUCAGGUCAUAGACGAUCCCGUUCUUCACGUCCACCCGACGUCUGCGUCUUAUUCAGAAAAAGAGCCUCUUUACAAGUUUACAGGCAGAGAAAUACAACCAAAACAAGUGGGCGAAGAUUCGGGAGAAGUAAUAUUCAAAUAUUAUCCUAUCAGCAGCGUGAACUACUUUUGUCGUUCAGCCGUUGGUGGUAGUGCGUGUACUCAAGCACAUAGUAGCCAAGACACAUCUGACUUGAUUUUUGAAUCACGUUUUGAAUCCGGUAACCUAGCCAAAGUUGUCAAAAUAACCAGUACGUAUUAUGAAUUAUCGCUAAGAUCGGAUAUGUAUACCAAUCGGCACACCCAAUGGUUCUAUUUUAGAAUAGAAAAUACAAAAAAAAACAUUAAAUAUAGAUUCUCCAUCGUCAAUAUGUAUAAGUCUGAAAGUCUUUUCACCGCUGGUAUGAAACCAUUAUUGUACUCAACGAAGGACGCAAGUCAAAGAAACGUGGGCUGGAGACGUUGCGGGGAAAACAUCGCAUAUUACAAGAACGACGCACCAAAUGGUGAUAGCGAGGAUAACCCACGUUAUAUCUUUUCAUUUCUCUUAGAGUUCCCACAUGAUAUGGAUAUUGUAUACCUGGCCUACAACUAUCCAUACACAUAUACGAACUUACAAGACUAUCUAAUAAAGCUCAAGGACGAUCCGGUUAAAGCGGUAUUUACAAAACUCAGAGUUUUGUGCCGAACAUUAGCUGGCAAUAAUGUGCAUUAUUUGACUGUAACGGAGCCUUGUCAAGAAGAAGAUCCAAAACAAAAAAAAGUUAUUGUUUUAACAGCACGUGUCCAUCCAUCUGAAACUCCAUCAUCUUGGAUGAUGAAGGGAUUUAUUGAUUUUUUGACCGGCGAUUCGUCACAAGCAAAGGAAUUACGGAAUCGUUUUAUUUUCAAAUUGAUACCAAUGUUGAACCCAGAUGGCGUGGUUGUUGGUAAUAGUAGAUGUUCGUUAAAUGGACGAGACUUAAAUCGGCAAUAUCGUAGCGUUAUUCGAGACGCCCAUCCGGUUAUUUGGCAUACAAAACUUAUGCUUCGCAGAUUAAUUGAAGAACGCCAAGUAGUGAUGUUUUGUGAUUUGCAUGCACAUUCGAGGAAGUCGAACAUUUUCAUGUAUGGAUGCGAAGGAAAAGGCCAUGAAGGGAGGAAACUACAGGAGCAAAUAUUUCCACUCUUGUUGCACAAAAACGCUCCAGAAAAAUUUUCAUUCGAAGAUUGCAAUUUCAAUAUUCAGCGUUCAAAGGAAAACACGGCUCGUGUAGUCGUUUGGCUGAUGGGCGUCGAAAACAGUUACACAAUGGAAGCGUCAUUUUGCGGUUCGUCUCUCGGUUCUCGAGCUAACACUCAUCUAGGUAUCAAAGACUUUGAAGAUAUCGGACAGACGUUUUGUGAAACCCUGUUGGACUAUUAUAACGAGGAUCCCCGAAAUGAAAGAAUGAAAUUGAAAAUAUGCAGCCGACUAAUGGAACAGGGCUCCAAUGCAGAACAACCAAAAAAUAUAGACAUAUCAGAUUAUUCGAGCGACGAGAGCUCAUCGAGUGUAUGCGAAGAAAUCGUUGACAAGUUGAGUUUUGAAGACGACGCCACAUCUCUGACGCAACUAUCAAUUAUUGUACCACCUAGUACACCAGUUGUGCCGAAACGAAAAUCACGAAAAAAAAAAAGAAAAUCAAAAGAUUGUAGUACGAAAAUUAUUACGCCGUAAUGCCCUUUGGCUGUUGUAAUUACUUGUAAAUCCCACAACGUUCUAAUCAGUAACAUUUAUGUACAGGGUAAUCUGUUUAAUGCUAUAAUAGUUAAUUAGAUAUUAUGUUGAAUAAUUUAAUGAUAUUUUCAGAUAGGUAGAUGAAAUUCUAUAUAUUCAAUAUAAUUAUGCCCUAUUUAUUGUUAUAGUAAGUACAACGUACAUUGUAAUAAAAAAAAAGUUGUAAGUAAUACAGUUUUCAAAUUUUUAAAUAGUAAGUCAUUUCUCAUUUUUAUUUUUUUAUUUUGAUUCUGAGGUUUUUCAUAACAUCUAUGCUUACAUUUUUUUCUGAAAAUAUUUAUUCAUUAAUUCUCAGUUUGAAAUAAAUAUUUAAUAUACAUAAUUAUUUUAUAAUUCAAUAAUUGGAGUGGGAUUCAAAUGUAAUUAUUUCUAAUCACUAUACUGCCUAUAUACUCCUAGAAUUUUAAAUGCGAAUGAUAUUAGUUGUAUAAACAUGUAGCUAAUACGUGAUACCUAUUCGUUUAAUAAUUAUUAACCUAAUAAAAUACAUUUAAAAAUUUCAGAAAAAUAUAUUGUAGCACAAUUUUCAAUAGAAAAUAUUGAUUAUUUAUUAAAUUUUAUUUUAAGGUUAUAAAUCAAUUUUUUGUUUGUAAUGAGAUAUUUUAUGACUAAAAUUAAAAUCAAUUUUUAAAAAUAUCACAAAUUAGUUAACAUUCAGAAAAAGUUCAGGUCCGACGUUAAAAAUAUCAGCCUGUAUAAAAACUUUCUAGAAAAUAAUGUUAGUUAAAUAUGGUUCAACAUUUCAUAUAAAAAUAAAUUCAAAUAAUGAUUUAAAAAUGUAUGUUAACAGUAAUAACAUAAUUCAUUAUUGCAUUUGUUAAGAAAUUACUGCCAUUGAAAAGCUAUGUUUUUCAAAUCUUAAUAUACUAAGCACUAUAUUAUGUCAAUAAAAGAAGACAUACAAUUUUAUACCUAAUUUUAUACAACGAAAAUAUUCAUACAUUUAUUUAACUAAAUUAAUUAAUUUGGACAAAUUGGAUUUAUUCUAAAUUAAGACAUCAUGUAUAAUAAUUUAUUUAAGAUAAUACAACUAAUGACCUCUUUUUAUUUAUUUUGAUUGUAUAUAGGUAAUGCUCAACAUGUACCAAUAAUAAAAUAAAUAUACUCAGUGCUUAAAUUGGAAGACACAAAUUAGUUACUUAAUAAUUUUUCUUACUUCUGUCAGCUAUUAAAAUUGUUUUAAUUUUCUUCGAAAUAUGGGAAUGUUCUAAUUAAGAUGAUAAUUAACCUAUAAAACUUUUUUUGAAUUUCAUUUUAGGCUUUGAUAAAUUGAUAUUUGUAACUUGGUAACAUAUCUAUGAUUAUUUUAUUCAUUGAAUUGUGUUUUUUAGUGUGUAAGUGUGUCAAGUAUAUCAAAUAAAUUAACACCAAAAAUAUUUUUUUUUUAAAUGAGCUUAUCCUAUA